AAGGAAUUUAGUUUAUGGGUUGACUCUGAAACAAAAUUGACAAUAUUCCUUUUCCCAAAAGACCCACUUCCUACCUUAGGCCAGUCUGCCUUUGUAGGACUAACAAACUAUAAGAUUGGAUAUUGCAGCUUAGGGAUCGUGCACUUCUAGCUGCCAGAGUCUGACCUUCCGAAAUUGCUCCUUGCAUAAUGGAUAACAUCACUAUUGUAAAGCCUAAGAUCAGUGCUUGAGAUAGUUUGCUGACCCUGCACUGGACAGAUCAGCUGACACCACCCAGAUUGGUAAUCUGGCUCAACCAGUUCUGCGAUCCCCUCUGAGAUUCCAUCUCCAAUCUGACCCGUCAGCACUCCCCACUUCCAAGCCCCUACCCAUCAAAUUAUCUUAAAAAACUCUGAUCUUCGUGCUCUGGGAAACUGAUUUGGGUGUAAGAGGUGUCUGAUUUGGUGAGUAUUCCAGGCAGCUACCAACUGCCCCUUCCUUCUCCUGACUUGCUGACCUCUGUAGAGCUGCUGCUGUAUCUCUCAGGGUGUCUGCGUAUUGCUUCAUUACAAGGUGUCUGCAGCUGUAGCCCCAUUACAGAGUGUCUGUCUGUAGCCCCAUUAGGGGGUGUCUAAUUGGACGGAGAAUAGUGGACUUGUUUGGAAGACCACUUUUGCUUUGAGACUGGGUCUGGAAUCUUUUUUUUGAAGGUCUUCUGCUCAUCUUACACUGUGUGUGUGUGUAUUUAUAUGGUUGGAGAGGAACCCUGAAGGAAUUGCUGACAGAAGUCCUGCAGGCCUAACUCAGGGUGCCCAAAGACUACCCAUUGAGUCCCCAGAGAUCAUUUCUCCCACCUGCAGUGGAUCAGAGACAGCAGAGACCAACGAAGAGAAAGUUUGAGCCUUGCCAGUUAUGGAGAAAACUUACAUAGAUGCACUUCCUCUCACUAUGAAUUCCUCAGAAAAGCAAGAGACUGUAUGUAUUUUUGGAACUGGUGAUUUUGGAAGAUCUCUAGGAUUGAAAAUGCUCCAGUGUGGUUAUUUUGUUAUUUUUGGAAGUCGGAAUCCCCAGAUGACCAACCUACUGCCCAAUGGUGCAGAAGUCUUGAGUUAUUCAGAAGCAGCUAAGAAGUCUGACAUCAUAAUCAUAGCAAUCCACAGAGAGCAUUAUGAUUUUCUCACAGAAUUAACUGAGGUUCUCAAUGGAAAAAUAUUGGUAGACACCAGCAACAACCUUAAAAUCAAUCAAUAUCCAGAAUCUAAUGCAGAGUACCUUGCUCAGUUGGUGCCAGGAGCCCAUGUGGUAAAAGCAUUUAACACCAUCUCAGCCUGGGCUCUCCAGUCAGGAGCACUGGAUGCAAGUCGGCAGGUGUUUGUAUGCGGAAAUGACAGCAAAGCCAAGCAAACAGUGAUGGAUAUUGUUCGUGCGCUUGGACUAACUCCAUUGGAUCAAGGAUCACUCAUGGCAGCCAAAGAAAUUGAAAAGUACCCCCUGCAACUGUUUCCAAUGUGGAGGUUCCCCUUCUAUUUGUCUGCAGCUCUGUGCAUCGUCUUGUUUUUCUACUGUGUUGUAAGAGACGUAAUCUACCCUUAUGUUUAUGAGAAGAAAGAUAAUACAUUUCGUAUGGCUAUUUCCAUUCCAAAUCGUAUCUUUCCAAUAACAGCACUUACACUGCUUGCUUUGGUUUACCUCCCUGGUGUUAUUGCUGCCAUUAUACAACUGUACCAAGGCACAAAAUACCGUCGAUUCCCAGACUGGCUUGACCACUGGAUGCUCUGCCGAAAGCAGCUUGGCUUGAUAGCUCUGGGAUUUGCCUUCCUUCAUGUCCUCUACACACUUGUGAUUCCCAUUCGAUAUUAUGUAAGAUGGAGGUUGGGAAAUUUAACAGCUACCCAGGCAAUACUCAAGAAAGAGACUCCAUUUAGUACCUCCACAGCCUGGCUUUAUGAUUCAUAUGUGGCUUUGGGAAUACUUGGAUUUUUUCUGUUUGUACUCUUGGGAAUCACUUCUUUGCCAUCCGUUAGCAAUGCAGUCAACUGGAGAGAAUUCCGAUUUGUCCAGUCCAAACUGGGUUAUUUGACCCUGAUCUUGUGUACAGCCCACACCCUGGUAUACGGUGGGAAGAAAUUCCUGAACCCUUCAAAUCUCAAAUGGUAUCUUCCUGCGGCCUACGUGCUAGGGCUCAUCAUUCCUUGCAUCGUGCUGGUGAUCAAGUUUGUCCUAAUCAUGCCAUGUGUAGACAACACCCUUACAAGGAUCCGCCAGGGCUGGGAAAGGAACUCAAAACACUAGAAAUCAGCACUGAAUGUGAAAAGCAGAUAUUUAAAGCAAAGUUCAAUUUACCUGGAGUUCUAAACUAUAGUUUUGAAUGUUUAAAGAAGAACGAUGGGUGCCGUUAGUGAAGCUUUUUUCUUAUACCAUGACUGAGAUUCAUGAACACAGAGGGAAACAUUGCCUGUCUUUGAGAAAUUGAUAUACUAUUGAAGAGAACACCAUUUUAUCUCAGGAUAGUGAAGAAUCAGUGCGGUCCCUGCCUCUUGUUUUCCUGGUGACCAUGGGGCUGAGAUUGAGAUUAGCUUUGUGGUUUCACACUAAGAAGCUUCUUGCUAUGGGCAACAUGCAUGACCUAAUAUCUUGCAAAAUCCAGUGGAAGUACAUGCAACUUCCUUCUCUGGCUCCAGGGCUGAGUUAAGUGAAAGAAAAAAACAGCACAGUGGUGACAACUGAUAAAGACUUGAUUAGGUAUAUCUGAAGAAGUGGGUCACAUGAAAUUUAAAAAGGGAAUGAGUUUUUUUGUUUAUUUUUUAGAAGUGAAGGCAAACAUGUAUUACCUGAUGAAUUCCAGUGAAAUGACCCCUUGACUUUGCUUUUAUCAGUACAGAUAUUUACUGUGGGGAACUAUUUUAUAACAUAACAAAAAUUUACAAUUGAUUAAAAGUAACCAUGCCUUGGAUACAUGCAAAUCUGUAGAGUUGUCAUAUAAUUCUUCCUCUACAAAGAAUAGGUAUAGGAAAGAAUGAAUAAAAAUGAAGAGAUAUCCACUUGGAUUCCCCUUGCAUUGUGCAAUAAGCAAAGAAGGGUGAAUAAAAGUCCUUGAACAAAAAGUUCAAAUAAACCAGAAUUUUAGACAGCAAGCUAAAUAAAUAUUGUAAAGUUGCACUAUAUUAGGUUUAGUAUUAUUUUGGUAUUAUAAUAUGCUUGGUAAAUGUUAUAUUCAAAAUAUUCUUCAAUAUUUGUCAUCUAUUAAAUUAAUUUCUAGUAUAAAGAGGUAGCCUCUAUAUCUGUCUUAGUCUAUUAUAAUUGUAAGCAGUAAAAUUAAAUCAAUAAUCUGAAGGUAUAAAUUUGAACAAUGCAUAGAUGAUCGAAAAUUAUGGAAAGUCAUAGGGCAGAAAGGUGUGAAGAGUCGUCAUUAUGUAAAACUUGGAUCUUUCUCAAAUCCUUCCUAGAAUUUAGGAUGGUUCUCACUGUUUUUCAGUGCUGAUAGUACCCUUUCAAGGUGACCUUCAGGAGGAUUAACCUUCCUAGCUGAAGCAUGGAGCUAAAAGGAGCCUUAUAUAUGAUCUUCCCACAUACCAAAAUAACUAAAAGGCAUUGAGUUUGUCAUUUUUCUGCCUGUUCUACUAAGACUACUUUUUACUUUCACCGUAACAUAUUAUACAUGACAUUAUACAAAAAUGAUUAAAAUAUAUUAAAACAUCAUUAACAAUCCAGGAUAUUUUUCUAUAAAUUUUUUUGAAAAUAAUGCUAUCUAUAUUAUAUAUUCAAUUUUAUAUCAUUUUCUACUUAAUAAAGACUUUAUUUUCUGGCCGGGCACGGUGGCUCAAGCCUGUAAUCCCAGCAUUUUGGGAGGCCGAGGCGGGUGGAUCACGAGGUCAAGAGAUUGAGACCAUCCUGGUCAACAUGGUGAAACCCCAUCUCUACUAAAAAUACAAAAAAAUUAGCUGGGCAUGGUGGCACGUGCCUGUAAUCCCAGCUGCUCUGGAGGCUGAGGCAGGAGAAUUGCCUGAACCCAGGAGGCGGAGGUUGCCGUGAGCCGAGAUCGCACCAUUGCACUCCAGCCUGGGUAACAAGAGAGAAACUCCAUCUCAAAAAAAAAAAAAAAGACUUUAUUUUCUUUAUUUUUUAUUUUUUGUCUUUUUGAGACAGUCUUGCUCUGUCGCCCAGGCUAGAGUGCAGCAGCACUAUCUCAGCUCACCACAGCCUCCUCCCAGGUUCAAGCAAUUCUCAUGCAUCAGCCUCCUGAGUAGUUGGGACUAUAGGCGUGUGCCACUAUGUCCAGCUAAUUUUUGUAAUUUUAGUGGAGAUGGAGUUUCACCCCAGGCUGGUCUCAAACUCCUGGCCUCAAGUUAUCUGCCUGCCUCUGCCUCCCAAAGCACUGAGAUUACAGGCAUGUGUCUGGCCUUACAUUAUAUAUUUUCUUAAUGGCUGCAUAAUAUCACAUCAAAUAUGCAUUUUUAAACCUCUUCCCUUAUGAAACAUGUAGACUAUAACCACUUUUUACUAAAACAAAUAACAUUUCAGGUAUCUUUGCACUGAUAAUGUUUUUUCCAUAUUUUUCAUUAUUUCCUCAGAAUACUUGCCAAGAAUUGGGAUUAUAGAAUUAAACAACUUUUACUAGCAUUUGCUAUAUAUUGCCAAUACAUUUCUAAAGUGACUUUAUCAAUUUCAUUACCAUUGGAUGAGGGUGUUGCUUUUAUCACACCAUUAUAAAUUAUCUUUUUUAUUUCAAUUUGCAUUAUUUAUAACUGAUUGCAAAGGUACACAGAACACAUGCUCCUUCAACUUCUCCUUGAUACCCUAAGCAAGAAUACAAAAUGCUGGAAGACGUUGAGUAGGAUCAUGAUAUAUAUGGUGCUAACCCUACAGCAUCAGUGGAAAAGACGGAAAAUGUCACUACUCAUCUAUGUUUUGCAAAACAGUCAGGUGUGCUGGGGCUGGAAACUGCUCUGUGACUUGAGCGUUGGUUGAUUAAGUACCAUCCAGGCUCAUCUAGAGAAGCCUUUGGAGUUAAACAUACUCCUCUUUGUUAAAGGAGUAAUAUGUUUAUCCUGGCUCCUAGUAUAUCACUAAAAAUAGAAAAUGCCAUACAUAGGUAAAAUGCGGACCUAUAGAAAAAAAUGAACUCUAGUGUUAUAGCCUAGUAAAAAUGCUCUACUUGAAUACUUAAAAGCCAUCCACAAAGCCUGAAGCUAAAAAGAACACCCUGGUGGUUUUGGCAUAACAGCUGCAUUGCCAGACCUGACCUUUGGCCUCAACCACAAGAACUCCAAGCCCCGUCGGCUGACCAAAGAAAGCCCAAGUUCUCCUUCUGUCCUUCCCACAACCUCCCUCCUCCCCAAACUAUGAAAUUAAUUUGACCGCAUUAACACAGCUGACUCCUCCAAUUUACUUAAGGUAGAAAGAAUGAGUUUACAACAGAUGAAAAUAGGUGCUUUGGGUGAACUGCAUUCCUUUUAACGGGUUCAAACUAUUGUACAUUUAAAAAAGGUAAAUGGAACUUCUUUACUGCUGAUCUGUUUCCGUAUUCUAGGAAAAUUUUUAUACGUUCAUAUUAUUUUUGUGCACUUUCCCCAUGUUAAGUAAUGAUGGCUUUUGUAAAUGUGUAUUCAUUAAAUGUUACCUUAAAAAUA
Callithrix jacchus (white-tufted-ear marmoset) is the source of this 5609-nucleotide messenger RNA. RefSeq names its product STEAP4 metalloreductase (gene STEAP4). Lineage: Eukaryota; Metazoa; Chordata; Mammalia; Primates; Cebidae. Gene Ontology annotation, cellular component: plasma membrane; endosome. Gene Ontology annotation, biological process: copper ion import. Gene Ontology annotation, molecular function: ferric-chelate reductase (NADPH) activity; cupric reductase (NADH) activity. The record is from RefSeq and is a predicted model, not a curated record.